GCGAGAUAGAUGGAGCCGCAGCUGCGCGUCUGUUAAUACCAGCGCUCGACCCUCGACGUCCCCGCGCGCGCAAUUCACUCCACACGCACACACACAGGGACGCGCACACACACUGAGCUCAAGGCAGGAAGAUGCGAGCGGGGAUUUAGUUUCAGCGUCUUUUCCAGUCUCCAGCAGAUUAAUACGGAUUUACACACGAGAAACAAGUUUUGAGGUUCCUCUUCCCCACACGGAAUAUGAUGCAGAAUUCCCCAAUUUUUCUGGAAAUAAACUGGAUAAGGAAACACUCUGAUUUGUUGGCCGAUUAUCAAUGAACUCAGUUCCCUAAAGAACAAAGUAUUUUUCAGCAAGAAAAACCUGAUAGUUGGAGUUUUGAUUUUUGGAUAUGGCAGCAACUGAGGCUAAUGCAGAGCCUGUCCAAGCGGACGUCGUUGAGACCAAAGCUGAGGUAGAAACCACAAAUGCAGAGCCAGCCCCAGCUUCAACAGAGGAAACCCAGCCUACUACUGAGCCAACCACUAACACAGAGCCCCCAACCGAUAGCAAAUCUAAGCCAGCCUCUGAGAAAAUAUGGGACUCUUUUUUAAACAAAAGUGGGCUUGGAAAAGUAAUGGGAGGUAAGAAGAAGAAAGAGCAGCACACAGAACCUGAGGACGCCACUGGUGAGGAGCACGAUAAGACGUCAAAUCAGAACGAACAUGGAGAUACAGAAGAGCCCAAAGACCAGGCAUCUAGUCAACCGGUAGAGGCUGCCGAGGCUGCAGCUGAUGGCCCGGCGAUUGAAAAAGCACCAGAAAGUGAAGAGGCCUCCCAAGAGCAAAAGGAAGCUGGUGCCAAGCCAAAGCAAGGGGAAAAGUCUAGCGUUAGGGACUUUAUCCGCAACCCUGUUGCUAAAAUUUUCUCACACAAAAGCACAGAGAAGAAAGAUGGUGACGUAAAACAGGCCGCCCCUGUUCGGUCGAAAUCAUUAGACAGGCUGCAAGAUGCUGAUGCCAGCACAGUUGUGGCAGACCAAACAGAGGACCCUCAGGCUGCAAAUGAGCCAGACAAGGCUAACUCUCAAACAACAAGACAUGUGAGACGUUGGCACUCCUUUAAGAAACUUAUGGCUCAGAAAAGUCACAAAAAAAGCACAGAUGAUCCCAAGGAUGCUGAGGGGGCAGACGGAACCAGCGCAGAUGGAGCCGGUGACACCGGGACGUUGGAUUCCACCACAAAGUCAGAACCCACUGGGCAAAAAAGGUGGAAACUGAAGAGAUCCUGGACAUUUCAAGGCAUAAAGAGAGAUUCAUCAGUUGUUGGGAUAAACAAGCCUAAAGAUAAAGACACUUCGGAUGUGAAAGAUGAAAAUGCAGCCGAGGAAGAACAGGGUACGGAAGAUGUUAAGGUAGCCAGCGAUGCAGAAACACAGGAGAAGACUAAUGCUGAGGGUGAAGAGGAGAAAGGAGCCACCGCUACUACACAGCAUGCAAAAUCUGCGGACCAUCAUGCAAAUGAGAUCUGGACCUCUUUCAAAAAACGAGUUGCUCCCAAGUCAAAGAAGGCAGCUGACACUGGUGCAACAGAGGAGGAACCAGCGGGUGAGCAUGAGCAGACCGAUGAACCACAGGCGGGUAAAGACUCGGGCAAGACAGCCAAGGCAAAAAGGACACACUUUAACCGUGCUGUGUCACUAAAGAACUUCAUAAUGCGAAAGGGGAAGAGUACCAGCGUGGACAUGGGGGAGGGUUCGGCUGUGCAGAAGGAGGGCGAUGGUACCGGCGAGGGUCAAGCUAAAGACACGGACGGUCUUGAUGAUGCAACUGGGGCAGCCGAUGUCCCACAGACUGUAUCAGAGGAACAGACUGAAGCUCAGAGUGAGAGCAAUAAUGAAGCUCAGGUGGCAGACGAGCACAAAAGUUCAGAUGGAGAGGAGAAGUCCCACACUGGCACACCAUCUGUUGAGCCAUCAGACAAGUCUCAUCCAGUAGAUCCAUCAUCAGAGGGCGGCUGCCAGACAGAGCCUAAAGCCAACGGUGAGAACGGAUGCUCGGAUGCUACGUCAGAAGACACCACAGCACACAAUCAUGAUGCAACUACCGAGAAUGAUGUGAAGGAUGAGGAGACCAACCAAGAGACUAUAGACUCUAGUGGCAAAACUUGUCCAAAGGAUGGAAAGGUUCUCAAUCAAGAUGGAAAGUGUGAUACGGUCAAUGCAGUUGCCCAAAGCGAAUAAAAGGCGGGAAACGUGUGACGCCACACAAAGAGGAUUAAAUCUGCAUGGGAUUCGUUCAGCGAGGAGCUUUGCCCCCCUCCCCCCAAAAUAUGGAGUAAUCACAUGUUUACGCCACGAUUCACCAUGGUGAGAGAUGCAAUCCACAUAGUUUAAAAAAAAUCUUGAAAGCAAUAAUUCAGAUUCAUCAAUCAGUGCAGUCUUUGCUACCAUUCCGUCACUGUAAAUGUUUUGCUUGUCUACUAGUGAGAUUUUAUAUUGUCAUAAAUGACAUUCCUUUGAAAAUGUUAAUCUCAUUGAUCACAAAGUAUCGUGAUCAUAAAGACUGUUAGUUUUAUAUUAAUUGCCAUUCUGUUUGUAGUUUUCCUUUUACUAGAUAUCCCUAAUGUGAUACACAUUGGAAAUAACAGCCUGUCAGAUUGCCCCAUCAAUUGUGAAUUCAAUAUGGAACGUGCGCUAAUCUGUGUUUUUGUUUUUAGUCUGUUACCUUGUGUACAUGAAUAAACCUCCAUUAAACAGUAAAUAA
Molecule: messenger RNA, 2738 nt
Organism: Misgurnus anguillicaudatus (oriental weatherfish)
Lineage: Eukaryota; Metazoa; Chordata; Actinopteri; Cypriniformes; Cobitidae
Source: RefSeq, a predicted model, not a curated record